AUGUAUACUUUACUAACUAAAGCUAAAAAUUUUCUUGAGGCCACUAUUAACGCUGGUCAGAGAAAAGUUCUGGGUGCUCUCCGCAAGCUAUCCCAAGCGCUGGAAUCCCCUCAGGAUUCCGCGCAGAGAAUUAUGUACCUACAAAUCCAGAUUGCAUUAGUUCGAAUCGGUUGCGAUCUGAGGCUCUUUGACAUUCUUGCUGAAAGCCCAACACCUCUGUCUGUCGAUGUCUUGUCGCAAAAGACUGGCGCGGCACCGACGCUUCUGGAAUAUAGUCACGAUAAUGUUGGCCCUGCUAUCCAGGCUCUUCCUGAUUUUCUCAAAGAAAAUAAAUACCAGGAUAUUACUAGUGCUGUUGACACGCCUCUCCAGAAGGCAUGGAACACCGAUCUUCCUGCUUUUAUCUGGGUCCAAUCCAAGCCGGAAAACUUCACGCACUUCAACCAAUUUAUGGCUGGUGGCCGCCUAGGCAUGCCUACCUGGCUAGACGCUUACCCAUACAAGGAGAAGACCAAGGGGCUUAAAACAGAACAGCCAUUCUUUAUCGACGUUGGAGGCGGAAUUGGACAUCAGGCUGUUGCUCUUCGAGAGAAACUGCCCGAGUUACCAAAUAAGAUUAUCCUACAAGAUAUUCCUGCAACGCUAGAGCAUGCUAUUAAGCACCCAGGCAUUGAAAUUGUGGCACAAGACUUAUUCGAGCCGCAGACUAUUACCAACGCCCGGAUCUACUACAUGCGUAAUAUUAUUCACGACUACCCCGACGAUAAGGCUAUAGUUAUCCUUAAGAAUACUAUUACUGCUAUGGCCCCCGACUCGGUUAUUCUGAUUGACGAUAUGGUACUGCCUGAUUGUGGCGUCCCCUGGCAGGCUACCCAGAUCGACCUUGUGAUGAUGAGCACCCUAGCGUCCCAGGAGCGCACACACGAGCAAUGGUUUUCCCUUCUCAGCAAAGCCGGGUUGAAGAUAAAUAAGAUAUACACGUACACGGCUAGUCUGCAGGAUGGCAUUAUCGAGGCUGUGCCUGCUUUAAUGUGA
Molecule: messenger RNA, 1035 nt
Organism: Metarhizium brunneum ARSEF 3297
Lineage: Eukaryota; Fungi; Ascomycota; Sordariomycetes; Hypocreales; Clavicipitaceae
Source: RefSeq, a predicted model, not a curated record